CGCGCUCCUGAGGGCCCAAGUCUGACAUGAUGUAUUUGCCCUCCGCCGUCUCCCGCAAGCUUGAGGCAAACUGGGCCUGCAGGAUGAGCAGGUGCUGGGGCGCUGUCCGGGCGCCGCGCCGGGCGCUCCCGCGCCUUCCUGGGCGAGCCGGGGUCUCCGCGCGCAACUUUCUCGGCCCCUCUCCUCGCCGGGUGGGGGUCGCGGCGGGCGCGUUCAGUGCGCGGGUCGCAGCUCUCUCAUUGUGCGCCAGCGAGGCCGAUCGGGCUGUCCUUUCCUCCCGCACUUAGUCUAGGAGGAAGAAAGCAAACAAGACAGAGGAGUGAAGCCCCCGUACAUACAUGCGCCGGGGGAUGUCAGCGCUGCUCCACCUUCCAAACAGUCACAGAUCAAACAGUGUCACCGCUGGAGCGCCACUUUGUGCCCCGCGCUGCCCCCUGGGGGGGGGACUUGGCCACCAGGUUCACCGCUUCUUCGGAGGCAAAAUCUAAUACAAACACAUUUCGAGCAUGGAUUUUUGGCCGGUCUUGAUCUUCCAACAGAAAAUUUUGAAAAAUAUACAAAAAGCACUCCCUUCCCCCCCAAAAAAGCCAACAACAACAACCCGGAGAGUGUGUGCCAGGGGGGGUGAAGAGCAGACAUUCACUGGGUGGACGAGGUGAGCGUGAACUGUCCCCCCCCAAACUCCUGGGAGAGAGGAGAUGCACUCUCCCUCUCUCCUCUUUUCAGUGAAAUAUAACACACAUUCGGAUCGCAGAGCUUUCAGACAGUCUCAACUGAUAGACAGACACAUCGAGCUGCUUUUCCUGCUUCAGUUUUUACUCCUCCUCCUCUCGCCAACGUCACCCUGACAAUUACAAAUAGGUCUCACACAAACCAUACCUGUCAAUCUUUUUAAUUGCUUUGUUUUCUUUUUUUUUCCGGAGCUAAACAAUAUGACACAGAAAAGAAAUCUUAAUACAGCAUAACAUAAAAGAUCGCGCGUUGGAGGAAGACAUUCAGGGGGUUGUUAUUGUGAUCCAUUGGCUGAUCCUGGGUAAAACCCAUGUGUUCUAAGUCAAGUUAAGCAGACUUGAGUUCCUGCAGUCUUAAACGUGUUAGUUCCUCUCCCCGCUUAUACAUGCACACACACGCGCCCACGUGGACCCAAACCACCCUUGGGUGAAGCCUGUCCUACAUUUAAGAAAAAAAAAACCUGUGUCACUUUUGUGAUCUUAGUUUGAAGGUUAGGCAUGGCUGGGGAAAGGCGCUGUGUGGUUUUUGUAUUUUGUUAGUUCGUGAGUUUCUGCAAACAGAUGUUUGUAAAUUAAAUACACAUCUUAAAUGGAAAUUUAAAGAUGGGCUUGGCUCAUCACAGAAAAGUGUGGAAAUACUUAAUUUUCCCCCUUUACGGAAAGUGAAUAAUUUGGUCAAUGCACACAAUUAGGGAGAAAAUUGACACGCUAGAACGACAGGUCUUUCUGGCUGGGUUAGAAAAUGAGGUCUUCAUGUAUCAUGGCAACUUCUCCAGUUCUAUUAUGCCCUGGGCAGCCCCACCUGGCACUUUAAAAUGUUUUUGUGCUCUGAGAAUUUGGCCCUCUACUUCCAGUGUGUGUUCACUCUCAGUGGAAACCUGUAACAGUCUUGUAGAGCUACUUAAAACAUUCGUGGAAAAACAUGAAAUCUAGGCCAAGACAAAUAAAAUGGCUUAGUUCGUGCAACUUGCACGGGACGAACGGAGGACACAGGACGCAGGAGAGGCGCUCCGAAGACUGGAGGCCCAGACCGGCGCGCCGAGGGCACAGGGCGGCCCCGACCCUGGCCGGCGCUGGUGUGCGCGCCCGGGCACAGGGUCUCCCCGCCCGGCUCAGGCCCCAGCUUGCCCUGCCGCCCCGGCCGCGCUCG
This is a messenger RNA of Chinchilla lanigera (long-tailed chinchilla), 1881 nucleotides long. RefSeq names its product translation initiation factor IF-2-like. Lineage: Eukaryota; Metazoa; Chordata; Mammalia; Rodentia; Chinchillidae. The record is from RefSeq and is a predicted model, not a curated record.